AUGGCUUUGGAAAACUGUUUGCAACUAAGCACAGUGUGCACUACAAGAGUUGGUGCUGCACAAUGCUAUCAGCCAUUUUCUUCCAGGGAAAAGCUUAUUGUGCCAACCUGCAAUGGAUUGAAGAAAUCUGUUUUGAAAUUCUCUUCAUCUUCAUCUUUUGCUCCUUCCAACAAAUCCCACAGAUCCCGCUUUAUUUGCAAGGCUCGUGAAGCUGUGAAUGAAGUUCAAGUGGUGAAUGAUUCAAGUUGGAAUAACCUGGUGAUUGCAAGUGAGAACCCAGUUCUGGUAGAAUUUUGGGCACCGUGGUGUGGACCAUGCCGGAUGAUUGCCCCAGUGAUCGAUGAACUGGCGAAAGAGUAUGGUGGGAAGAUAGCUUGUUUCAAGCUCAACACUGAUGACAGCCCUAACAUUGCCACUCAAUAUGGCAUAAGGAGCAUCCCAACUGUGCUUUUCUUCAAGAAUGGAGAAAAGAAGGAGAGCGUUAUUGGAGCAGUGCCCAAGUCCACCCUGUCUGCCACCAUAGAAAAAUAUGUAGAUCUUUAA
Messenger RNA from Prunus armeniaca (apricot), 543 nucleotides. Lineage: Eukaryota; Viridiplantae; Streptophyta; Magnoliopsida; Rosales; Rosaceae. The record is from the annotation of a GenBank genome assembly.